AGUCGACGCGUAGCACUCAACACGAACAAACCGUUUGGCAGCGUAUCUGUAAGAUACGACGUGACGAGCACAUAUAUUCGUUAUAUUUUGUAAAGCUACAAAAUGCAUAGAGCACACACGGCCUUCAGUCUGGCGUUAUCGCCCAUGGCGCACAAAAACUUUGCCACAUGGCUGCUCAGCAGCAACAGCAGUCAAAAGCUGAUCAAGGCCACCGCCGCUGCCGCCGUGCGCACCUACAAUUCGGCGGCCGCCGAGCCUUUCGCCAAUGGCAGCACCGCAUCCUACGUGGAGGAGAUGUACAAUGCCUGGCUGCGUGACCCCAGCUCUGUGCAUACCUCCUGGGAUGCAUACUUUCGCAGCAACUCGUACGUGAGCCCGCCCAAUUUGGCGCCCGUGCAGGCGAACACGCUGCCGCUGUCGGCUUUCAAUUUGGGCGGCGCUGUCAGCGCUGCGCCCGACUCCAAGACCAUUGAUGAUCAUCUGGCCGUGCAGGCCAUCAUCCGAAGCUAUCAGUCACGUGGUCAUUUGGCAUCUGAUCUGGAUCCGCUUGGAAUUUUAACACGCGAAAAAACCGUUUGCAAGGAUGGUCUUGCACGUCGCGCUAAUGAGGAUGUGCUCAGGCAGCAUUCUGGGUUUUUGUUUGGCGAGCAGGACAUGGAGCGUCAGUUCAAGUUGCCCAGCACCACAUUCAUUGGAGGCGAUGAGGCUUCUUUGCCCCUCAAGGAAAUUCUGAACCGUCUGGAGAAUGUUUAUUGCAAUAAAAUUGGUGUGGAGUUCAUGUUUAUCAACUCCUUGGAGCAGUGCAACUGGAUUCGCAAGCGUUUCGAGACGCCGGGCGUGCUCAACUUUACGCCAGAGGAGAAGCGCCUGAUUCUGGCACGUUUGACACGUGCCACAGGCUUUGAGGCCUUCUUGGCCAAGAAAUACUCAUCGGAGAAGCGUUUCGGUUUGGAGGGUUGUGAAAUUAUGAUUCCGGCCUUGAAGGAAAUCAUUGAUGUGUCCACCGAGCUGGGCGUGGAGUCUGUCAUCAUGGGCAUGCCACAUCGUGGACGCCUCAACACGCUGGCCAAUGUCUGCCGCAAGCCAUUGAAUCAAAUCUUUACCCAAUUUGCUGGCUUGGAGGCCGCUGACGAUGGCUCCGGUGAUGUCAAGUACCAUCUGGGCACAUAUAUUGAACGCUUGAAUCGCGUGACUAACAAGAAUAUUCGUCUGGCCGUUGUGGCCAAUCCCUCUCACUUGGAGGCCGUGGAUCCUGUCGUCCAGGGCAAGACACGCGCCGAACAAUUCUAUCGCGGCGAUCAGGAGGGCAAGAAGGUUAUGUCCAUACUUAUUCAUGGAGAUGCCGCCUUCUGCGGCCAGGGUGUUGUCUAUGAGACGAUGCACUUGUCUGAUCUGCCCGACUACACGACUCACGGCACCAUCCAUGUGGUGGCCAACAAUCAAAUUGGCUUCACCACGGAUCCACGUUUCUCGCGCUCCUCGCCCUACUGCACGGACGUGGCGCGUGUCGUCAAUGCGCCCAUCUUCCACGUCAAUGCUGACGAUCCGGAGGCCGUGAUGCAUGUGUGCAAGGUGGCCGCCGAGUGGCGUGCCACCUUCCACAAGGAUUGUGUCAUUGAUUUGGUUGGCUAUCGUCGCAACGGACACAACGAGAUCGACGAGCCGAUGUUCACGCAACCGCUUAUGUACCAGAAGAUUCGCAAGCACAAGAACUGCUUGGAUUUGUAUGCUGAUAAACUGAUUGCCGAAGGCACCGUCACCGGCGAGGAGGUCAAAUCUGUGGCCGCCAAGUACGAGAAUAUUUGCGAGGAGGCGUUUGCGUUGGCCAAGACCGAGACGCACGUCAAGUACAAGGAUUGGUUGGACUCGCCCUGGUCUGGCUUCUUUGAAGGCAAGGAUCCACUGAAGGUCGCGCCCACUGGUGUCAAGGAGGAGACUCUGAUUCACAUUGGCAACCGUUUCUCUUCGCCACCACCAAAUGCCGCUGAAUUCGUUAUUCACAAGGGUCUCAUGCGCGUUUUGGCCGCUCGCAAGGCCAUGGUUGAUGAGAAGGUCGCCGAUUGGGCUUUGGGCGAGGCCAUGGCCUUUGGCUCCCUGCUGAAGGAGGGCAUCCAUGUGCGCCUCUCUGGCCAGGAUGUUGAGCGUGGCACUUUCUCGCAUCGUCAUCAUGUGCUGCACCAUCAGCUGGUGGACAAGGCCACCUACAAUUCGCUGCAACACAUGUAUCCGGAUCAGGCACCCUACUCCGUCUCGAACAGCUCGCUGUCCGAGUACGCUGUGCUGGGCUUCGAGCAUGGCUACUCAAUGACCAAUCCCAAUGCUUUGGUCUUGUGGGAGGCGCAAUUCGGUGACUUCAGCAACACGGCGCAGGCCAUUAUCGAUCAGUUCAUCUCCAGCGGUCAAUCGAAAUGGGUGCGUCAAUCUGGUCUGGUCAUGCUGUUGCCCCAUGGCAUGGAGGGCAUGGGCCCGGAGCAUUCGUCGUGUCGCCUCGAGCGUUUCCUGCAGAUGAGCUCCGAUGAUCCCGACUACUUCCCACCCGAGUCGGAUGAGUUUGCGAUCAGACAGCUGCACGACAUCAACUGGAUUGUGGCCAACUGCACAACGCCUGCGAACUACUAUCACAUUUUGCGUCGCCAAAUCGCCUUGCCCUUCCGCAAGCCAUUGAUUCUGUGCACGCCCAAGUCGCUGCUACGUCACCCGGAGGCCAAGAGCCCCUUCAGCGAGAUGAGCGAGGGCAGCGAGUUUCUGCGCAUCAUACCCGACCGCGGACCAGCUGCUGACAAUGCCAGCAAUGUGAAGAAGGUUGUCUUCUGCACGGGUCGCGUUUACUACGAUCUGACCAAGGCACGUACCGAGAAGCAGCUGGAGAAGGAGAUCGCCAUUGUGCGCGUGGAACAGGUGUCGCCGUUCCCCUUCGAUCUGGUCAAGGAGCAGGCAAAUCUGUACAAGAACGCCGAGCUUGUCUGGGCACAGGAGGAGCACAAGAACCAGGGCUGCUGGACCUAUGUGCAGCCGCGUUUCCUUACCGCUCUCAACCACAGCCGUGAUAUCAGCCAAAGCGAUGAACAAUCCACCUUCUCCAAUACAACUACUACUACUACCACUGAUAAUACUAAUCAUGAAUCCGAUACCGACUCCGAUUCUAACUCCGACAAAAAAUCGAAACCGUGGCUAAGUCGCAUGUUCGCCAGCGAUAAAGGUGAUACUGUUGCAACGGCGACAAGCGCCACGGGCGAGUUCAAUGCCGCCAAGCAUUUCGAUUUAAAGAACGUACGUCACGAUUUCAAUAGGCCCGCGGGCGAUGCGGCCGCGCCGGGCGUGCGCAAGACAAAAACCGGACGUAAAAUUAGCUAUACUGGACGCGCUUGUGGCGCCUCCACGGCCACCGGAUCCAAGGCCCAGCACAUUCGGGAGCUGAACGCGUUGCUCAACGAUGCGAUUUCGACUUAAGGCGCCAACUGGGAGAUCUGGCUAGAUGAUGAUUAUGAAGAAACAGAAGAGCAAGAAGCAGAUGCAGUUGAAAUGAAUAUUAAUUAUGAUUAUAUAUAUUUUGUAAUAGAAACGUAUGCAGACUCUUUGAUACGAUUUUUUCUGACGAAAUUGUUAAGUGCAUUGUGUGAAAGUAAUGAAAUUUUAAAUAUUAGUUUAGUGAAAUUGAUGAAAAUGAUGAGCAAAAUCCAACAAGAACACGAAAUGUUUAGUGUUUAGCGUAAAAACAAAUCCAAACAAACAAAAAAACAAAAACAACAACUUAAAUCCAAUCACAACAAAUCUUUAAAGUAAAGAAUUCAAAUUCUAGUAGAUAAAAUACAAAUACAAAUACACA
This is a messenger RNA of Drosophila novamexicana, 3826 nucleotides long. RefSeq names its product 2-oxoglutarate dehydrogenase, mitochondrial (gene Nc73EF). Gene Ontology annotation, biological process: tricarboxylic acid cycle. The transcript has 12 exons. The coding region runs from base 103 to 3450 and encodes 1115 amino acids. Lineage: Eukaryota; Metazoa; Arthropoda; Insecta; Diptera; Drosophilidae. Gene Ontology annotation, cellular component: oxoglutarate dehydrogenase complex; mitochondrion. The record is from RefSeq and is a predicted model, not a curated record. Gene Ontology annotation, molecular function: thiamine pyrophosphate binding; oxoglutarate dehydrogenase (succinyl-transferring) activity.